Gossypium arboreum is the source of this 2780-nucleotide messenger RNA. Its product is annotated as probable disease resistance protein At5g43730. The transcript is spliced from 2 exons. Gene Ontology annotation, molecular function: ADP binding. Bases 143 to 1150 code for a protein of 335 amino acids. NCBI's taxonomy places the organism in Eukaryota, Viridiplantae, Streptophyta, Magnoliopsida, Malvales, Malvaceae. The record is from RefSeq and is a predicted model, not a curated record.
UGCCUCUGAAGGUCUCGCCAUUGAUGGUUCAAGUGCUGGGUUGCCGCUGCCAACGUCAGAACUAGUUGGAGAGGAAGCUGUUAGAAAUGAGAUUUGGGCAUGUUUGAUGCAGGAGGAGGUGAGCAAGAUUGGGGUUUGAGGGAUGGGCGGUGUGGGUAAAACCACUAUCUUGAAGCACAUCCACAAUGAUCUUUUAAAGCAACAAAGAUUCGAAAGGGUAAUCUGGGUUACCAUAUCAAAGGAGUUCAAUGUAAUGAAGGUACAAGAUGAUAUUGCAGGUGCUUUGAAGUUGAAGGAAGAUUGGCCCAGAGAAGGAGACAAGCUCAGACGAGCAGCAAUCUUGUCAGAAAUGCUGAAGAACGCAGGAAAGCAUGUUCUAAUCCUAGAUAAUGUGUGGGAUAAAGUCUCUCUAGAGGAAGUUGGGAUCCCCGAGCCGAGUGGCAGCAAUGGCUGCAAGAUGGUGUUGACAACCCGUUCAGAGCAUGUCUGUAAGUAUAUGGGUUGUAAGGUGAAGCCCCUUUCAGAAGAAGAGGCAUUGAUACUAUUCUUGAAUAAAGUUGGACCUAACAUAGUUCAAAGUCCAACUAUAAUGCCUACUUUGAAGCUUGUUGUCAGGGAAUGUGCGGGUUUACCUCUUACAAUUGUCGUGGUAGCUGGUACCAUGAAAGGAGAAGAUAACCCUCAUAUUUGGAAAAAUGCACUCGGGGAAUUGAAAGAGAGAAUAGGGAAAGUGGAAGGAGUGGAAGCUGAGGUAAUCGAGCGCUUGAAAUUUAGCUUCGAUCACUUAAAGGACAAGCAAGCAAAACAUUGUUUUUUGUAUUGUACAGUGUAUCCCGAAGAUUUUGAAAUUGAAAUGGAUGAACUAAUUGAGUGCUGGAUUGAAGAGGGAUUCAUAGAUGAUAUGGGUACAAGACAAGAAAUGAAAGACAAGGGCCUUACUAUUUUGAAGAAGUUAGAAGAUAAUUGCUUGUUGGAAAAUAUUACUAAUGUAUUUGGUCAACCUUGCAUAAAGAUGCAUGAUGCAGUGAGAGACAUGGCACUGUCGAUCACAAGUAUGAAUCCUCGAUAUAUAGUACAAGCAGGCUUGCAAUUAACAGAAGGCAAUGGAGUCCAGAUAUUGAGAAAGUAUGGCUUAUGUAUAACUCCAUAACGGAAUUUCCGCAGAUGUGCUGCCCACAAAAUGUCAACUGCUCACAACCUUGUUAUUGCGGGGGAACCCUGUAAAGGAGAUCCCAUAUUCUUUAUUCAUGAACAUGCCUUGUCUUAGUGUUCUCAAUUUGUCCUUUACAAAGAUCGAGAGUUUACCAAAUUCCAUCUCUGAACUAAAGAACCUCACAACAUUGUUGCUUCGUGGCUGUGAAGAAUUAAGAGAUCUGCCAUGUCUUUCGAUGCUUCAAGAAUUGAAGAAGUUGGAUCUUUCUGGGACUAAAAUUGAGGAAGUCCCUGAAGGCAUGGAUAUGCUGAUAAAGCUAAGAUAUCUUGAUCUUGAAGUGUCCACUCUGAAAGAGAUACCCGCUGGACUUUUACCAAAACUUGUUCACCUUCAGCACUUGAGUUUUGAUGUGCAGAAUAAAAAAUAAGUCUAAAAGUAGAGGAGAUGGAACCAUUGAAGAAGUUGGAGUGCUUAACCGGACGUUUCAAAGACAUCAGUGAAUUCAAUAAGUUCAUCUCCUCAAUGCAACAAAGUAAGAAAAAUCUCAUCAAGUACAAUUUACAGGUGGGCUCAUAUAAUAUCGGUUGGGGAAGGGAUAAAUUAGUAACAAUUGAUUGGGAAGGUGAGUUAAUUAUGCACCCAAUCGAAAUGCAAGAGUUGAAUAUUAUUGAUUGCGACUAUUUGAGAAGCUUAGUGGAUGAUAAAUCUUCCUUCAAAAAUGCGAUUGACUUGAGGGUUUGUAGGAUUUGGUUUUGCAAAGAGAUAGAAUGUGUUGUUUCCUUGUCCUCUUUGCCUCUUCUUCCGCUCAUCCAUUUCAGAGCCUCGAGGUGUUGGAACUUCAAGCUCUGCCAAAGUUGAGUGCCCUUAUUAUGAAAGAUGCAGGAAUUGGUCAGCAACAACAUCACCAUUGGCUCCGUCUGCCACCUUUUCCCAUCUUAAGCAAAUUGAUGUAUACGGAUGCUCGAGUAUGAAGACGUUGCUUCCACAAUGGUUGCUUCAAACCUCCAAAACCUGGAAGAGAUAUCAGUGGAGAGUUGUGAUGAGUUAGUAGAAAUAUUGGGAGCAGAAACAUCAGAAGUUGAAGAAAAAGGAAGUGAUGCAUUAAUCAAAUUCCAUCUUCCCAAAUUGAGAGAAUUGAAACUAUGGAUAUUACCUAAUUUGAAGAGCAUUUGCAGCAAAAGUGGAGUAAUGGUUUGCGAUUCUCUCCAAUUUAUCUUAGUUCGUGGUAGCUGUAAUAAACUGAAGAGAAUUCCUCCAUUUGUUCCCCUUGUUGGCAAUGGGCAGCCAUAUGCAUAUGCUCCACCUUCUCUUAACAUCUUCUCAAGCACAGAAUGGUGGGAAUCGUUGGAGUGGGAUGACCAUCCAAACUUUGAAAAUGUUCUACAACCCCUUUGGAAGUUUAAGGUAAAUGUUCGGGAGGAAGAGUGCAUAAAAAGAAGAGCAUUGAGAAUGAGGCAACAGUAAAUAAGAAAUCAAACUGUCUCCACUUUUUAAACACUUUUCCUCAAAUACCAUUCCUUCUAUGUUCUGUGAUUCUUCUCUAAAAUAUAUAUUUAAAAUAUAUAUGUACUUCCCAAAAUAACCUUCUAUAUAUUCAUAUUUAUAAUUAUAACAUUUAAGUUAUAAA